Messenger RNA from Phyllopteryx taeniolatus (common seadragon), 4695 nucleotides. RefSeq names its product phospholipase C, beta 2 (gene plcb2). Gene Ontology annotation, molecular function: calcium ion binding; phosphatidylinositol-4,5-bisphosphate phospholipase C activity. The record is from RefSeq and is a predicted model, not a curated record. Gene Ontology annotation, biological process: phosphatidylinositol-mediated signaling; lipid catabolic process. The transcript is spliced from 25 exons. Lineage: Eukaryota; Metazoa; Chordata; Actinopteri; Syngnathiformes; Syngnathidae. The coding region runs from base 786 to 4025 and encodes 1079 amino acids.
UAAAAGGAACUACAGGAAGUCCUCGAUUUACGAACGAGUUCCGCGUAAGUCGGAUUUCACCGUUAAAGUCGUAAUUUACGGCGAAAUACUUCUGUUACGGGUAUUGUCCCACGUGAUUGUGACAGCAAGCUCAGUACGUGUGGUCGUGUGCGUCGAUGUGUGAGUGAGACGGGACUGCGAAGGAGGAAGGAAUGCCCGCCGGUGCGAAUGUGUACAGUAGCAAGUGUAGUGACGGCGACCGGGGAAGAGUAGCAAUUAGCGCAGUACCCGUUGACGUUAAUGUGCAGAGGAGCUAAUAAAGCCAUUAAAGCAGCAAAUCAUUGCUUCGUGCCUUCGUUGUUGCCGCCACCCAGCUCAGCUGUGCAACGAGAGAAGGGAGUUAACCCCGAGGAGGAGAACCUCGGCCAUGGAGAAGGCAUCUCCCCUGCGUCUCUCGACCACGGUCAGGUGACCGUAGCAGGAAAGGUUAACACUUCGUAUUAAGAAACUAAAAUACAUUAAAAGAAAAACAUAAGAUGCUGUACUUACCAUUAAUGCUGAGAGUGUGAAAAAAGGAGGGCGAAAAAUGUGAAGAUACUCCGGCCCACAAACACAGACAAGCACUAUGCACUAGCUAAGCAGAAACACUAUGGUGCUGGGACAAAAUGGCGGACGAGGCACGGGCGUCGUAAAGUCGAGUACGUCGUAAAUCCAGGACUUCAGGUAAAUACAGUGCUGACCUGACUCAUGUGUGAUUUGAGAUAUGAGCCGUCUUUCGGCAGUUGUUUUUUUUUCUCGCUUGUCUGAUGUGGGAGUGCAAACUUGCGAUACGACACUGUAUGUUGGCAGUGAACUCAACUCAGCUCACUUCACAACAAGCAGCAGUUUGGCAGAUAACUGUGAGGGUUUUGUGGUGGUGGUGGACAAAGUGGAGGGCUCCAGCAUGGGAAUGCAGAAAGGGGAGUAGGAGUAAUGCCCUAAAAAGUUCCAACAAACCCACCAUGACGAAGGAGAACUUCACCAAGUUCCUCAACGAGAAGCAGAGGGACUCCCGGCUCAAUGAGGAGCUUUUUCCACGACUACGGCAGGACCAGAUAAAAGCUUUGAUGCUCAAAUAUGAACCUUAUAGCACUAAUUGUAACAGAGGUCUCAUUACCCCAGAAGCCCUCUUGUCCUUCCUGGUGGGUCCUGAGACUUCAGUGGUCAUGCAGGACAGGCUGGCCAAGUGUCAUGACAUGACCCAGCCUCUACCCCAUUACUUCAUUAAGUCCUCCCACAACACAUACCUGACAGCUGGUCAGUUUUCUGGCGUGUCCUCUCCGGAGAUGUACCGCCAGUGUCUGUUGUCCGGCUGCCGUUGUCUGGAACUGGACUGCUGGAAGGGGAAACCUCCAGAGGAAGAGCCCGUCAUUACACACGGCUUCACCAUGACCACUGAGAUCCUUUUCAAGGAUGUGAUUGAGGCCAUUGCUGAGAGCGCCUUCAAGACCUCACAGUAUCCCGUUAUCCUUUCCUUUGAAAACCAUGUUGACUCAGUGAAGCAACAGGAGAAGAUGGCCAACUACUGCAAAACCAUAUUUGGUAAUGCCCUGCUGACAGAGCCUCUGGACAAAUACCCCAUGAAGUCAGGACAGCAGAUCCCGAGUCCAUCAGAGCUCAUGGGCAAGAUCCUGAUCAAGAACAAGAAGGGAAGUCAUAAGAACACAAACCAAAUCAACAAGAAGAGGAGCACAUCAGCCAGUGAGGAGAUGACAACCAUUACUUCACCCGCACAAAACACUGACCCGCUUUCCAACAAUCCUGUCUACCCGAGCAAUCUGGAGAACCAGGGUGGGGAUAUGACUGUGGAAGACAAUGAGGAACAAGAGGACACAGAGGAACAGGAUGAGGAAAAAAUGAAGACCUGCGAUGAGGGCACAGCUGGACAGGAAGUCACAGCAUACGAGGCAAUGUCAUCGUUGGUCAACUACAUCCAGCCAAACAAAUUCAUCUCAUUUGACAAUGCCAGAAAAAAGAACAAGAGUUAUGUCAUCUCAUCUUUUGUGGAGACAAAGGGGGAAACUAUGAUUGCCAAGACUGCCGUUGAAUUUGUUGAAUAUAAUAAAAGGCAGAUGAGCAGGAUUUACCCAAAAGGAACAAGAAUGGACUCAUCCAAUUUCAACCCCCAGCCCUUUUGGAAUGUGGGCUGCCAGAUGGUGGCACUUAACUAUCAGACAUUGGACUUGCCCAUGCAGCUGAACAUGGCUCUGUUCGAAUUCAAUGGGAGGACGGGCUACCUACUAAAGCACGACGUGCUACGGCGCGGUGACAAGAAGUUUGACCCUUUCUGCGACAGGAUUGACACAGUUGUGGCAAUCACACUGACCAUUAAGAUCUAUUCAGGACAGUUCCUGUCUGACAAGAGUGUAAAAACUGGAGUCGAAGUGGAGGUCAUUGGACUGCCAGGAGACCCCAAGAAGAAAUAUCGCACCAAGUGGUCCACUACACCCAACUCUAUUAACCCAGUGUGGAAUGAGGAGCCUUUUGUUUUUGACAAGAUUCUCCUCCCAGAAAUGGCUUCUCUGAGAAUGGCAGUCCAUGAGGAAAAUGGCAAAUUCCUUGGACACAGAAUCAUUCCCCUUGAUGCCAUUCAGUCAGGCUUCCAUCACAUCUGCCUGCACAGUGAAAGCAACAUGCCGCUCACUCUGCCUGCACUCUUUGUGUACAUUGAGGUCAAGGACUACAUCCCUGCUGCUUUUGCAGAUUUCACAGAUGCCUUAUUCAACCCAACAAAAGGCACCGAGAAGACGACAAGGACCCCAAAAGAGUCAUCCUUAGACUACAUUUCUCCUUAUGAGCUGCCUUUUGUGCCCCACACGACAGUGAUCAAAGCAAGGGAACCAACAGUAGAAAUGGUGCUUUCGGAAACAAAUCCACUUGAGGCCAGGGAAUCACCAUCCCGUGAUGCUUCACCUGAAGCGAGUGGAGAAGAUGCUGAAGAAGAGAGAAUGUCAGACACUGCACAAACUGAAGACCUUCUUGUGGAUGCGGAACCAGCAAGUUCCACAUAUGAGACACUUCCUGGUGAUGACGUCGUCCCUGAAGAGGAUGCCACACAGCCCGAGACGACCACUAAAGACAUAGAGGAGUCAAGCAGUGACUCUAGAAACUCGGAACUAAUUUCAAAUAAUGGACGAGUCGAGAAGGAUGUUCAAGGAGAGCCCGCUCCAUUCAGUGCAUCACCGGAAUGUACAGUGUCAGAUAAAUCAUCUUCGGGUUCUAGUGAAGCGAUGUCUGCGUUUGUUGGAGAAACAUCCACCCUGACGACUGCAGAAUUGAUACAGCACAAGAGCUACCUGAAGGUCAUCAAGCGUCAGGAGAAAGAGACCAAAGAAGCAGAAAAGAAGUAUCAGAGAAAGACAGAAGAUAUGAGCCAAAACUAUUCAGAUGCUUUCAAGGCCUGCAAGAAAAAGGCCUUGCUGAGGAAAAAAGAUGCAUCCCUGAUAGGAGGAAGCAUGUUGGGCUGCAGCCAAAAAACCGUGCAAGUGCACGAGCAAAAGAUGCAGGCUGAGCUGCGCGCACUGUGGAUGGAACAGUGUGAUCAGCUGAGAAGGAAGAAAGAGCAGUAUGCCACAGAAAGACUGGCUAAACUGAUGAAGAUGGCCAAUGACAGACACAGCAUAGAACUGAAGACCUUGGAAAGUGAAAUCAAAGAGAGCAAGAAGAAGACAAAAUCUUCCUCACAGAAAGCCAAGCUGAAAAAAGCAACAAGUAGGGAACUGUCGGAUGAGCCUGAUGAAUCGGAAUGUGUGUCUUGCGAGUACAGCAUGCAGCAAGAGACUCUGCUGGUGAAACAGGCGGCCACGCUGGAGGAGAUCAAGGCUCUCACUAAUCAGCUUAAUCAGGAGGCCCUGAAGGAGCACGAAGAUAAAAUGAGAUCUCUGCCAGCAGAGGUGAUGGAGGCUGUUAACGCCUGUCUGGGCGCCCACUUCCCUGAACUCAUCGAGCAGUCGGCCACCAUUAAAGUACAAGGGUCAAACAUCUAUGGAGAUGUCUUUCUAGGCUAGAUGGCUCUUCGUUCCUGAACCCUGGUCCUUCAGUUCAGCUCAAUCAUGGUACUAUGGAAGAUUUUUUUUCAAAUACAAGAGAGCAGUCAGAUAUGUAAUUUUAUAUGUGAAACAUUCAUAUGUUUAGAUCAGUGUUUCUCAACCAGUGUGCCUGGCACACUAGUGUGCCAUGAGCGCUCUUCAGCUGUGCCGAGGGAAAUUAUAAAGUUGUAUGUAAUUGCUCAAAUAAUUACUUAUUUACAAGAAAUAAUGUAUCUUUGUUCAUUUAUUUAUGCCAGUGAGGCAUAGUGACAGAAAGAACAAAUAAAUGCUCUUCUAUUAGAUGGAAGGGUGUACAUAGAGUAAUCCACUUUUUGUGAGGUUUUUGUUUGUUGGUGUGCUGUGGGAUUUUUAAUAUGGGCCUUGGCUCCAUAGAAGUUGGAAAUCACUGGUUUAUAUGAAGGAAUACUGUGUAAUGAAAUUGAAAAAAAAAACAACUAUGACAAUUAAGUCAUUGAGUUAUGAGAAUAAAAUCAACAUUAUAAUAUAAUUGAAAGACACUGGUGGUUUAAUGGCUUCUGUGCAGGCAGCAUUGGUUUGGUUUCCCAUUAGGUGAAUUUAAGUGUGAGUGGUUUUCUGUCUCUGUGGGCCCUGUGAUUGGCUGGCAGCUAGGCUGGAGGGAUAAUAAAGU